This is a messenger RNA of Dinoponera quadriceps, 5518 nucleotides long. Its product is annotated as myelin regulatory factor-like protein. Gene Ontology annotation, biological process: protein autoprocessing; positive regulation of DNA-templated transcription. Gene Ontology annotation, cellular component: nucleus; endoplasmic reticulum membrane. Bases 355 to 3804 code for a protein of 1149 amino acids. Gene Ontology annotation, molecular function: DNA-binding transcription factor activity; sequence-specific DNA binding. The transcript is spliced from 18 exons. NCBI's taxonomy places the organism in Eukaryota, Metazoa, Arthropoda, Insecta, Hymenoptera, Formicidae. The record is from RefSeq and is a predicted model, not a curated record.
CCGCGCGAAACGCGACGGUGCCGUGAAGUUCGCCGCGCGAGAGAUACCCAUCGGCACCCGCGCGCGCGCGCUCGGUAGUAGCGCGCCUUUAGUCGCUAGUCGUCCGUAGAUCGCGCGAGGAGGCGCGAGAUAGGAAGUGAGGUAAAAGGAGCGCGAGAGGAUACGUUCGAGCGAGCGAGCGAGGUACGGAGGAGGCGUGAUCGACGCGAGGAUUACCGCAGGACGUGGUGUCUCUCUGCGCGUGCUAUGUGGGACGUCGCGGAGCGAAACGUCGCGGCUCGAGCGCGGAAUGGGGCCCGUUGAUCGGGCCCGGAACAACGGCUACGGGCUCCGACGCGCACCGACCACGGAGACAUGGACGUCAUCGGGGACGGGGACGAGCAGACCCUCCAGGCGAUUCUCGGCCGCGGCGACUUUGUCGGAGGGAUAGACAACGAAGCCCUAGAUUUCUCGCAGUUGGAGGAUUUUAUCAACAGCGACAGUGAGCAACCUGCGACAUACUUCGCAGACACCCUCGCUCACAAUGAGAACGAGGGUGGAACGGCGGCUCACAAUGGCCGGGUGGUCGAGCCGCAAGCAGCACCGGUCACUCAGCAGCCACCGCCGGCGCGAUUACCGUCGCCGCAGAUGACACAGGCUCAUCCGGUCUCGAUAACCUGCGCCUCUGGUACCACGACGGUACCCAACAACGGCGGCUACAAGGACCCGCAGUCGUACGUUCAUCCACACGCGCUACCAGAAAGCCCACCAGACAGUGGAAGCGAGCCGCCAUACUCGCCGCCGGGGCACAAUGACACUCAACAUGUGCACUCGCCACAUCAAAAGGCGGCUCUGCAAGAUAUACUGCUGCAUCAUCAGAACAACCAGUACGCUCCUAAUUUAUUACCACCCUCGCCGAGAGCGUUGCCCUCGACGACGACGGACCCUCUGCUGUUGACACCGGUGUUGACGCCUCACCUCGCGCCAGGAACGCCGAAUCUCCCGACCCCGCAGCAGAUAGGACCACCGUUGGUGCCGCUGUCGCACGAGCACAGUCCGGCCGGCAUCAAUACGCUGUACUCUUCCCUGCAAUCGGCCCCGAAAAAGAGGAAACUCAGUCAGGAUGGUCUUAUUCAUGUUAAGCAGGAACCCGAGCUGGGCACCGUGGAGCACAGUUGCAGCAGCAGCAGCGCGGUGCUGGACAACGAUGAGGUCACCGACAGCAGUUACAUCGAUGCCAGCUACCAGUGCAUUCGAUUCCACCCUUUCCAGCAAACGUCUUGGCACUCUCUUUGCGACCACAAUCUCAAGGAACUACCGGUGCCGCAUUACCGAGUGGACGCCGACAAGGGAUUCAAUUUCAGCAAUUCCGACGACGCGUUCGUUUGCCAGAAGAAGAACCAUUUUCAGAUAACGUGUCACGCGCAGCUCCAAGGGGAGGCUGUAUUCGUCAGAACUGGUGAAGGCCUGAAGAAGAUCAGCGGCUUUCAGUUGCACUUCUACGGGGUCAAGGUGGAGUCUCCGUCGCAGACGAUCCGAGUCGAGCAAAGCCAAAGUGACAGGAGCAAGAAACCAUUUCACCCGGUGACAUAUCAUUACAGGGUCGAAUUGGGCGGCGAACGCGUUACGAAAGUCACGGUUGGCCGCCUGCACUUCAGCGAAACCACGAGCAACAACAUGCGCAAGAAGGGGAAACCAAAUCCGGAUCAGAGAUAUUUUCAUUUGGUCGUCGGAUUGCAUGCCCAUACUGCAGACCAAGCCAGUUAUCAAGUGGUGGCUCACGCAUCCGAACGUAUAAUCGUCAGGGCGAGCAAUCCAGGACAAUUCGAAUCGGAAGGCAGUGGCGUAGGUGCUGAAGGUGGGUGGCAGAGAGGAGCAGCGCCAGACAGCGUUUACCAUGCCGGCAGGGUCGGAGUCAACACGGACAGGCCGGACGAAGCUCUUGUCGUGCACGGCAAUAUGAAAGUAACGGGUCACAUCGUUCAACCUAGUGACGCGAGGGCGAAGCAAAACGUCCAUGAAGUGGACACGCGCGAGCAAUUACGAAACGUGCAACAAUUGCGCGUUGUGCGUUAUCGGUACGCGCCGGAAUUCGCGCAGCACUCGGGUCUGGAUGUCAAACAGGAAGACACCGGUGUCAUAGCGCAGGAGGUGCAGCAAAUUCUGCCGGAAGCCGUCCUGCCAGCCGGCGAUAUAAUUCUGCCAAACGGCCAGAGAAUUGAGAACUUCUUGGUGGUGAAUAAAGAGAGAAUAUUUAUGGAGAACGUUGGCGCGGUCAAGGAGUUGUGUAAGGUGACGGAUAGCCUAGAAACGAGAAUAGAUCAGUUAGAGAGAAUAAAUAAACGACUAGCGAAAUUGAAAAGAGGUGAUAGUUUAAAGAGUUCCAUCAGCACAGUAUCUAGUAUAUCAGGCAAUAAAUAUUCAUCUUCUAUCAAUAGUAAAUCGUCCUUACAUGGAAAAACGAAAAGGCUCGAGAGGGAGGAAGACCUCCUCUGCAGUAAUAAAUUUAUUCAAAUUAUCAUUGUUAUACUUAUCCUCAUCAUGGCAUUUUGUUUGGUUGCGAUGGCCACUUUAUAUUUCUUAGAAUAUCAAAAACGCAGCAGCAUUGAGUGGUCCGCGAUGGCGAGCAACGGAAUGUUGGCCAUUGGUCCGGCUCACCCACCCACCAUGUCCACCACUCCUAAUUACGAUCCACGAUACAAUUCGUUACUACACAGUACGCUGGCCUCUUUGUACACCAAGCACGGUUCUUACACAAGAGGAUUAGACGGUGGAUUAUCUGUCAAAAGUAAUUCUCUCACCACACCGCCGUCACAUACCAAACAGCAGCUGUAUUCUCAAGAAAUAACGUGGUACCCGAUAAGUCAUCCGGGUCCGCAGCCUAAAAUUGAGAAAAAUAACGAGUUCCCCGGUAAUUGGCUCAGUAGGAACGGUGCGGGUGCCGUGCCCAGUAACGUGGAUGAAAACGAGCAAGCCUCGGACGUAGAUCCUUCAUCUACCAAUAAGGGUCCGAUACCUUUGGGAAGACCUCAGGAAUGUCAGGCGCAUUUUACCGAGUUCGGAAUUCCAUGUCGGAUAUACUGUUGCACAGAGAUCAUCAGACAGCAUCAGGAAGAUCCUUCUGAUCAGCCUGAUCAUCCACCAGAGAAGAAAUCCAUUUCAGAUCACCUGGAACAGCCGCUGAAUAUACAUGAGGAGAAGAGAAAGAUAAAUAAAGGUUUUCAGAAUGGUAUUAGUCCAUCUGAUCCUAGUACUCAGACUCUCGUGAAGGAGGCCAAUUAUAAAUAUUUGCAUAAACGGGCGAGGCGAGAAACUGGUGGCGGCGAUUGGGGGGAAGUGGCUAGCAACGCCGCCGGAUCGUUACAGCCGGUACCCAGGCCGCAGUUAUAUGUAAUUGCGAAAAAUUUCAAUACCUCUUUAGAUCAAAGGUACUGCUUCCCGAUGUCGCCGGAUACGCCCAACAACAUCAGCUGCACCGUGCCUUUGUCGAAGCAUAUGCCGGAUACGUAUUUAACGUUACAUUUUGUUGGCACGCUCUUCUGGCAGAUCGUGCAGCAGUGCCCUUUCUCACCGAACACCGGCAUCGACGAAAUGUCAAUGCUGUGCAACCCGAACUACAACGUGCAGCAACAAAGUCAGUUCAUCGGAAGUAACAAUUCACCAGGUGAACAAUCAUUCCCCCUUGACGUCGCUCAUUACCUCAGGAAGACUUUGAAGUUUCGAAUACCUACGAUACAACCUCAAGAGAAUAUUUGCAAGAGCAAACAUGGCGUUGAUUAUUUGGAAUUUACACUAUACUUUUAUCGGGACUGCGAGGAGCAGUGAAUCUUCUCUCAUUGUACAGCGCACUCGUAGGACACUUCUUAGCGACACGUUUCUAAAAGUCUAACGACAAAAGCUAGAUUUUCCAUUCUAUUUAAGAGAAAAGAAAAAGAGCCUCCGUGCCUUCGUAAUCUGCCGUUUCUGCUUUCAUAGUUUACAGUAUACUUGUAUUUUAUACGUCAUCGUACCGCAUUACGUAAUAAUAUUAUUUACCGAUAUAAACGUAUCAACACGCAUGAUUUCUAACUCCGGAUAAUGCGUGUAACACUCACGUGUCAUCUUACGGUGGAAAUUUCUUACGGCUGGAAAUUUCUUUAGGUAUCGUAUGAACAUACGCAUGCAAUAUGAUUGCUUCGUUCGCCACGGGAUCAUAGCUAGUAAUAAGGACAAACGAACAAAUUAGCAAUAGCUGAUGCACUGCGAAAGACCACGGGUGCGAGAAGCGAUUUUCUCAUUUUCUCAUUACAUUGACCGGGCGAAAUCUCAGAAAUCAACUUUGUAUCCGUCAACGUGCUGCAUCUUUUCCAAUUGUGUUAACGAAUUCCCGAGAAGCCGAUUAUACUCGAGAUCUAGCCGUUUUGCGAUGUGUUAAUUUUUGAUACUGAUUUAUGGAUGACUCGUUAUAUAAAACAUAAUAGCUGAAGCUGCUGAUGAUUGACGAUGACAUCUUCGACACUUGCGAAGCUGAAUAAGCUCAUUGUCAAAAGAUACGUCGCACAAGGCAUGGUAGCGUUUAAGUUGUAAAAAAAGAGUGUCUCUUCUAUAAAAUGAACUUCUCUUUACAAUUGUGUACAAACAACGUAAUAUCGAGUAUUUAAUGUCGUAAUAUUUUACGCAGAUAUAUCGUUACCCAAAUAUGACAAUUACCGUUGAUUUUUAAUAAGUUAUUUUUACUUCGAAUAUCUCAUUCGCACAGUACAGUUCGUCGAGGCAACUAAUUGUUUUAAUAUUUUUAUUUGCAAUACCGCUUGUUUAUAUUGAACCGUAUUAUAGAAUUGCGAGUUCCUAAAAAUAUUGUAUAGUAAAUGUUUAUCAUAUAAUAUAAAAAAAAAAGUUAUCGUAUAUGUGCACACAUACUUUGCCACACUUGCUCUACAACAAACGGUAGAAAUAUAUACGCAUGGCAGCUUAAUAUUAGAGCAGCUAUUAGGAAACAAAUACUUCUGAUUGUGCAAACAUGCUGAUUUGAAUUUCGUAUAACAAUAAUGGCUAUAGACGCGUACUUUUAUUGUAUUAACAUGUGAAUCGUGUAAUGAUUGUAAUGUCAGGACGAGGAACAAUCUCCAAACGAUAUGAACGAACGAUAAGAAAAGCCUUGCCGUCCACGCGCGUAUUCUGUAUGGGAGAAAACGUUUUUACAGAAACAUCAUAAUUUAUCGAUCGAUUAUCUGUGUACCAGAUAAUCUGUGUCUAUACUCAAAGCUCAGUGCACAAACUUGUGAUGUAUUGUAGAGAAAUUGAAAUUUGGAUAAUUAUUAGCAUAUACAUAUCUUAUAUAAUAUAUAGGAAUUGUAUAAAUUAUACUUUAUUGUACAGUAAUAUACAUUUAAUUAUAUGAUUAUAAUAUAGCAGAUUAAUAUAGAGCGUUGCUAAAUGAUAUAUUGGCAAAUUUUACUUAUGGAUUCGAUUUAUGUUGCGACAGUAUACUCACGUAAAAAAUCUCGUUUAACAUUGAACACUGGAGACAAUUGUCAAACGCGUCUGACAGGGUAUAAAA